CCGAUCCUCUCACAUCCUUUGCCUGGAGGCGGUCUGGUUGCCCAUUCUCUCCGCUCCACUUCUCCUUGCAACAACUUUCUAAUCGCAAUUUACUUCAAUCCUCGAAACCUCGAGCUGAAUACAUCUAACACACCAUGAACGCGACGGAACUGCUCGCCAACUCAAUUUCAUCAGAUCAGAACACGCGUGAUGAGGCUACGCAAAAGUUGGAGAAUGCAUCGCGGGAGAACUACCCCGAAUACAUGAUUAUGCUGUCGUCCGUUCUGGUGGACGAGAGUACCCCCUUGCAUGUAAGAAAUGCCGCAGGAUUGGCCUUGAAAAACGCACUUACCGCUCGUGAUCUGAUUCGACAAGCAGACUACGCCAACAGGUGGAUGGCGCUUCCCAACGACGCUAAGCAGAAAGUCAAAAGUGACGCGCUUUUGACCUUGGCAUCCACCUCCCAAAAGGCUGGUGCUUUUGCUUCCCAGGUGGUCGCUGCCAUUGCCGCCGUUGAGCUCCCUCUCAACCACUGGGGAGAUCUCAUUGAGCUGCUGCUGGGCUUCGUGAAUACGCAAAACAACGUCAACCUACGAAUCGCGACGUUGCAAACGAUCGGUUACAUCUGCGAAUCAAUAAAACCAGAAAUUCUGACUCUGCGUUCGAAUGAGAUUCUCACUGCUGUGAUUCACGGUGCUCGUAAAGAGGAGCCCUCCCCUGAAGUACAACUCGCUGCAAUCCACGCACUCUUCAACUCUCUCGAGUUUGUGCGGGACAACUUCGAACGUGAGGGCGAGCGCAAUUACAUCAUGCAAGUUGUUUGUGAGGCGUCGCAAAAUUCGUCCGUUCCAGUCCAAGUAGGCGCAUUCGAGUGUCUUGUGAGGAUAAUGGGGUUGUAUUACGAUAAAAUGAGCUAUUAUAUGGAGCAAGCUUUGUUUGGGUUGACUGUUGUGGGAAUGAAACAUCACGAUGAACGAGUUGCCCUGCAAGCUGUGGAAUUUUGGUCAACUGUCUGCGAGGAGGAAGUUGAUUUGGCUAUCGAAGCUCAAGAGGCUCAAGAAUACGGCGAAGCACCCGAAACUGAAUCAAAACAUUUUGCCAAGAUUGCGCUUCCAGAAAUUAUCCCUGUACUCCUCCAAUUGCUAACUCAGCAAGAAGAAUUAGCUGAAGAAGACGAGUGGAACCUGUCGAUGGCUGCGGGAACGUGUCUUUCGCUGCUGGCGGCAGCGGUACAAGAUGCUGUCGUGCCUGCUGUCAUCCCAUUCAUAGAAGCCCACAUCAAGUCCACGGACUGGCAUUACCGUGAGGCCGCAGUCAUGGCAUUUGGUUCGAUCCUUGAAGGACCAGACCCCAUUGUUUUGACACCUCUCGUCGGUCAAGCUCUGCCUCUUCUUAUCGACAUGAUGCAAGACAGCAAUGCCGAUGUCAAGGACACAGUUGCAUGGACCUUGGGACGAGUCUCAGAUCUACUCGUCCAAACGAUCAAGCCCGAUGUGCAUCUUCAUCCACUGGUGUCUGCGCUCGUUAGUGGCCUUGGCGAUUAUCAAGAGCACCCCCGCAUCGUGGCCAAUUGCUGUUGGGCGUUGAUGAAUCUGGCGGAACAACUGGGGACGUUCGAUAAUGACCCAGAGCAGCCGGCGCCGACUGGUCCGCUUUCGCCCUACACCGAGGGCGUCAUUCAGGCCCUUCUACGUGUCACCGAAAGUGGCAGCAAUGAGCACAACUUCCGGACCGCUGCUUAUGAGGCCAUCUCUGCCUACCUGAGUGGUGGCGCUGCCGACGUUAUUCCUGUUGUCCAAAAUACCGUCGUCAUCAUCUUGCAGCGCAUGGAGCAACUGUUGGGCAUGCAGGCGAACGACAGAAACAAUUGGAAUGAACUCCAGGGUAAUUUCUGCAGUGUCAUCAUCGUGCGCGUCUUGCUUGCUGGUAUUUCUUCAUCCUCAAUUCCUCCAGACUGUCAUUCGGAAGCUUGCUGCUGGGAUCCAACCUCUGGCCGACCGCGUCAUGACUCUUCUUCUCCAACUUAUCCAGUCUGCCGGCAAGACGUCCACUAUUCUCGAGGAUGCCUUCCUGACUGUCGGAGCUUUUGCGUCUGGCGCGUUUUUAUUACAUUCCUCCGACACUCGUCUCACUCUUUGUUAGCACUGGAGUCCAACUUCUUGCCUUACAUGCAAGCGUUCUUGCCAUAUCUGUAUCCUGCUCUGAAAGCACACGAGGACACUCAAUUGUGCACCAUUGCCGUCGGUAUCAUUGGCGAUAUCGCGAGGGCUCUUGGUCCUCAGUCAGCUCAAUUCGCCGGGCAGUUUAUGACCGUUCUUCUGGAAAAUCUACAGAGCGAUGUUCUGAACCGCAAUGUCAAAAUAACUAUUUUGAGUGGAUUCGGAGACAUCGCUAUCGCAAUCGGAGCCGAGUUUGAGCCGUAUCUGGAUACGACAAUGAAUGUGCUCAGACAGGCUGGAGGAAUGCAGCCCAAUCCUCUUGAUUAUGACUUGAUGGACUACGUUGGCCAGCUCCGAGAAGGCAUUCUGGAAGCAUAUACUGGACUGGUCAGCGGGUUCAAAGGCACCGAGAAAGUUGCGGUCCUCAUUCCAUAUGUCGAAUCUAUGUUGGACCUGAUCCAGCGCUGUGCUCAGGACGAUGAGCGCACCGAUACUCAGAUGAAGCUGUCAUAUGGUCUCCUGGGGGAUAUUGCCGAUGCGCUCAACGGCAGCCCGCAGCUGAAGCAGAUGCUCUUAAAGCCAUGGGUUGCACAAGAGUUGCGCACAAAGCAUCGGAUGGCAGCAGAGACUAAUCGAACACGGCGAUGGGCUCGUGAAAUGGUUAAACUGGCCACUCAGUAGAUGCAUCCCUCCCUACCUUUAUAUCCCUUAUCCGUUUUCUUCGGCUCUCAUUACGCAUGCAGCAUAUAUAUCAUAGCCAUCUGAAGGAGGCAGCAUGAUUAGACAAAACACAUCCAUUCACAUUUUGCAUGCCCUCAAUUUGUGUCCAGUCAACUGUAUCAUCUACUCGCACCUUGUUCUAGUUUAUACUAUCCUUUCCCCCCUCAAGUAGUAAUGAUAACUGGAUCACUCUAUUCAUAACCCUUUAGACUUUCUGUAUCAAGUAGUGUGAUCAUAGAGAAAGAUUUGUG
Mycena citricolor is the source of this 3109-nucleotide messenger RNA. Lineage: Eukaryota; Fungi; Basidiomycota; Agaricomycetes; Agaricales; Mycenaceae. The record is from the annotation of a GenBank genome assembly.